Molecule: messenger RNA, 1025 nt
Organism: Daphnia carinata
Lineage: Eukaryota; Metazoa; Arthropoda; Branchiopoda; Diplostraca; Daphniidae
Exons: 3
Coding region: 22-567 (181 amino acids)
Source: RefSeq, a predicted model, not a curated record
CUCUUUCUUAGGACGAGACGCAUGUCUGCCAAAUUUCGACCAAAAUUGACAAAUCAGCCUGGAUUGAACAGUUCAUCGACUAAUUUUAUUUUACCCCCUUUAACACCUCUUCGUGUUAAACCCCGAGUCUUUGCCAAAGCCUUGGCCAAAACCAAUCAUCUAACGUAUCGAAAGCCUACAGAGGCUGCUAUUGACAGUGCACUGUCAAUUAAGGGCGCUGUUCAAACUAAAACGAAACAGACCGUUCCAAAUGUUUUAGAGGGCAGCAAAAUCCUUCAUGACGAACACUGGCUCUACGGUACGUUGGGCGAUGACUGGAGUCAUCCGAAUAAUGUCAGCAGUUACCCGAUAUGGUCUCCACACGGACAUGCUAGCAGAUUCCUUAGCAACGAAGAGUUUCGUUUGGAUUCCUCACUCGUAAUCUGCCGCUUCCAACUGGAUUCGACCUGUUGCCAAAUGGUGCCGUGCCCGUUUCAGCACCUUCCCCAAAAGGAUGCCCGACGUCAAGAGAAGUCAUCUCCAGUGGUCUCCAAAAACACAGCCAGUUCGGGCCGGGUCGAGUUAUAGCCUUGUUACAAAACUGACAAAAAAAAAAAGAAAAUAAUCCCUGAAAAACAAACACAAGCAAGUUAGUGGCAUGACUCAUGCUCUACUGUGCCAAAGUUCAUGAGUGAGAGCGUAAGUAUAAAAAUUUAUUUUCGUUUUGUCUUCCAUUCGUUGGGUUUGACCGAGGAAAAGAAAAGAAAAAGUUUUGUGAUAAUAUAUUUAGCAACUAAACAUGUCUGCCGAUCAGUGUCGUUCCUUCAGACACUUGUCCAUCCAGAGUGCUAAAAUGAGUUCGUGGCAUCCGAAGAACAGCAUGGAAAGCAGUCAUUAGUACGUCUUUAUUUUUGUCAAACCAGCCUUAAAGCAGCUUCAGUUGCUGCUCAUCGUAUUUCAAGAAAUAUUGUCAUACCUCAUCGGUCAAAUCGUCUGUGUAAUAACUGGAAUGAAGAGGAAAAAAUAAAUGUACAAAGACCUGAUCA